AUGCUCGGGGAGGGGUUCGCGUGCGGUCAUCCCUCCGUGGUGAAAAUCGUCGGGGAGGAGACCGCCGUCGGCUGUACGAGCUGGGCCCGUAACCUCGACCUUGAAAAGGGGGCGUCCUGGAGCGACGCCGGUAUUCAGGAGAUCGGCUCCGCGGACGGCCGUACGAUCGAUGAGAUGGAACCCAGGUGUCGGCACGUGGACGUGAGCGAUUGCGUGGUGGAGAGCGUCGACGACUGUCAUACCCUCGCGAAGGCGAUCGACCAGGCCGCUCAGAGGGACGAUAGCUUUCCCCCCCGCGACGGUCGUCAUAUCUAUGGAUGA
Messenger RNA from Penicillium oxalicum, 321 nucleotides. RefSeq lists its product as uncharacterized. NCBI's taxonomy places the organism in Eukaryota, Fungi, Ascomycota, Eurotiomycetes, Eurotiales, Aspergillaceae. The transcript has a single exon. The record is from RefSeq and is a predicted model, not a curated record. The coding region runs from base 1 to 321 and encodes 106 amino acids.